AUGGCUUGUAAUAUAAUUUGGCUCUCAGAGCCCCUAUUUAACCAGCCCUCAGAUGAUAUCCUAACCCUAAAGGACGACGCGGAUCCAAGGCUACAAACUAGGCAUUUCACAGUAAGCCAAAUAUCCGUUCCUAAUACACUUCCAGAAACCUUCUUAGACUCUUAUUCGCCACAUCAUGAGAACACUGAAGACGAUGAUAUGAACAAAGCGUCAAGUCUUUUCUUGUUUGGGACAGAUGGAGGCCACGAUGUCGGGCUGGCCCUGGAACCUCCUCGUCUGCUUCCUGUGGUCAACCUGCUUAAUAGCAUCAACUGGAAACAUAUAGAUGAGAUCACUGAAGAGGCUCUUCCUGGACCUCAGGGUAUCAGAAAAAUUGACUGCUGGAAGCAUAAGAGACGAAAUUACUAG
Messenger RNA from Fusarium graminearum PH-1, 408 nucleotides. RefSeq lists its product as uncharacterized. The transcript has 3 exons. Bases 1 to 408 code for a protein of 135 amino acids. The record is from RefSeq and is a predicted model, not a curated record. NCBI's taxonomy places the organism in Eukaryota, Fungi, Ascomycota, Sordariomycetes, Hypocreales, Nectriaceae.